Messenger RNA from Penaeus indicus, 663 nucleotides. RefSeq lists its product as uncharacterized. The record is from RefSeq and is a predicted model, not a curated record. Bases 1 to 573 code for a protein of 190 amino acids. NCBI's taxonomy places the organism in Eukaryota, Metazoa, Arthropoda, Malacostraca, Decapoda, Penaeidae. The transcript has 3 exons.
AUGCAGAAGACUCUACCCCACUUACCUCAAGCUCUCAAUGACAGGUGUUCCUGUGCCCCUUACCUGCAAGUGCCCAUCACCUUGAGGUAUAUGGCCACUGGCAUUCACCAGCUGACAGUUCCAGAUUGCCACAGCGUUCCACAAAGUCAUAUAAGCAGAUGUAGCAGCCGUGUGACACGAGUCGUUGCCAGGAUGAGCCGUGACACCAUAAAGAUGCCUGGGGCAAAUGAAACACUCAGACAGCCGCCUGUGUGUAGGAAUGGAGGAUGGAAUCCAUCGAGGUCCACCAGCAAUCCUCAAUCCCAUCAAGAGCAACGCUGCAACAGUUCACACACUGCCACCAGAAAUUGCAUCGAACGGGCUUUCGGUGUCCUCAAGAGAUUUUGUUGUUUGGGCAAGAAAACGCAAACAAGUCUGGAAAACACAAAGGUUACUCUCGCCGCCGCAGCCAAGCUCCACAACCUCGCUGUCAGACAGAGGAAGCCACUGCCCGAUGAUGCGCCAUUCCAGCCAGAAGCAGGAGCCCCUGACGACCCAAAUCCUCUCCCUGAUAACCAUGCCGGUGCCCCUUAAUGCACAGGGCGGUGUAGGACGUCGCCAGGUUAUCCAAAAUUACUCUUGAGCCUUGUAUUUCUCAUGUAUUGUAUGGAGGUACAAAAAAUA